Messenger RNA from Nezara viridula (southern green stink bug), 237 nucleotides. NCBI's taxonomy places the organism in Eukaryota, Metazoa, Arthropoda, Insecta, Hemiptera, Pentatomidae. The record is from the annotation of a GenBank genome assembly.
AUGAAGCAUUAUGUGACUAUCCUGUUAUUCUUUUGUGUCACCAGUGGCUCAUCCAAAUUUUUUAACAAAAAACAACCACCGAAAACCAGGGAACCAGACGACGUUUAUACACUGAUCAAGUGCACAAGGACAUUGUGUUGUUUAUCGGAACUCACAUGUGGAAGUGAUUACCAAUGUUUGUACUUUGGAUUGCCUGUAACGUUAAUGGAACCCUGUGAUGAAGGACCAUUAUUUUAA